GUCGGAUGGAUGCAGGUUGCUGUCAGAUGGAUGCAGGUUGUUGGAUGCAGGUUGCUGUCAGAUGGAUGUUGGUUGCUGUCAGAUGGAUGCAGGUUGCUGUCGGAUGGUUGCUGUCAGAUGGAUGCAGGUUGCUGUCAGAUGGAUGGAGGUUGCUGGUGGUUGGAUGCAGGUUGCUGUCAGAUGGUGACGAUGAUGGUUUGGGAUGGAUGCAGGUUGCUGUCAGAUGGAUGCAGGUUGCUGGUGGUUGGAUGCAGGUUGCUGUCAGAUGGAUGCAGGUUGCUGGUGGUUGCAUGCAGGUUGCUGUCAGAUGGUGACGAUGAUGGUUUGGGAUGGAUGAUGGUUGCUGUCAGAUGGAUGCAGGUUGCUGACGGAUGGAUGCAGGUUGCUGUCAGAUGGAUGCAGGUUGCUGGUGGUUGGAUGCAGGUUGCUGUCAGAUGGAUGCAGGUUGCUGGUGGUUGGAUGGAGGUUGCUGGUGGUUGGAUGCAGGUUGCUGUCAGAUGGAUGCAGGUUGCUGGUGGUUGGAUGCAGGUUGCUGUCAGAUGGAUGCAGGUUGCUGGUGGUUGGAUGCAGGUUGCUGGUGGUUGGAUGCAGGUUGCUGGUGGAUGGAUGCAGGUUGCUGUCAGAUGGAUGCAGGUUGCUGUCGGAUGGAUGCAGGUUGCUGUCGGAUGGAUGAUGGUUGCUGGUGGUUGGAUGCAGGUUGCUGGUGGAUGGAUGCAGGUUGCUGUCAGAUGGAUGCAGGUUGCUGGUGGUUGGAUGCAGGUUGCUGUCAGAUGGAUGCAGGUUGCUGUCAGAUGGAUGCAGGUUGCUGGUGGUUGGAUGCAGGUUGCUGUCAGAUGGAUGCAGGUUGCUGUCGGAUGGAUGAUGGUUGCUGUCGGAUGGAUGCAGGUUGCUGUCAGAUGGAUGCAGGUUGCUGUCAGAUGGAUGCAGGUUGCUGGUGGUUGGAUGCAGGUUGCUGUCAGAUGGUGACGAUGAUGGUUUGGGAUGGAUG
Fundulus heteroclitus (mummichog) is the source of this 988-nucleotide messenger RNA. RefSeq lists its product as uncharacterized. The transcript has 13 exons. Lineage: Eukaryota; Metazoa; Chordata; Actinopteri; Cyprinodontiformes; Fundulidae. Bases 10 to 966 code for a protein of 318 amino acids. The record is from RefSeq and is a predicted model, not a curated record.